Fusarium subglutinans is the source of this 3816-nucleotide messenger RNA. RefSeq names its product ankyrin protein. The coding region runs from base 1 to 3816 and encodes 1271 amino acids. Gene Ontology annotation, molecular function: catalytic activity; protein binding. The record is from RefSeq and is a predicted model, not a curated record. The transcript is spliced from 4 exons. NCBI's taxonomy places the organism in Eukaryota, Fungi, Ascomycota, Sordariomycetes, Hypocreales, Nectriaceae. Gene Ontology annotation, biological process: nucleoside metabolic process.
AUGGAGCGGCGGCGCCUGUCUCACGGUGACGGUGGCGCGCUGCCUUACCAUGCAAAGCGACGCAAAACUGGCUUCCAGCACAUUCAAGAUGAAUCUAUACGCGAACGCUAUACAGUCGCUUGGAUUUGCGCCCUCCAUAUUGAAAUGGCAGCAGCACGUGCGAUGCUCGACGAAGAGCAUGACAGCUGUUCACGACAAGCCAACGACACGAACUCUUAUGUUUUGGGAAGCAUGAAAAACCAUGACGUGGUGAUAGCUUGCCUCCCGGCAGCUCAAUACGGUACAAACAAUGCCGCGACCGUGCUGAGUAACAUGAGAAGAACGUUCCCCAACAUCGAAAUCGGAUUGAUGGUAGGCAUUGGUGGGGGAGUGCCGCUCAAAGCUGAUAUAAGACUCGGAGAUAUUGUCGUGGGCAUCAGAGUCAUGCAGUAUGAUAUGGGGAAAACACUUAAGGUCGGGUUCCAACGGACGGGAGAUCCAAAGAUCCCCGACCCUACCAUCCGGACGGUCAUCUCAAAUCUGAGAUCUCGACAUGAGCUAAGUGAGAGCCGAGUGCCUUCGAUAUUGCGGGAAAAGAUGGGUAGUCACGCCGCUUAUUCCCGUCCAAGCGAGCCAGAUCGUCUGUUUCUUGCAUCAUAUCAUCAUAGCGAUCCUGACUUACCUUGUGACAAGUGUGACUUGUCCAAGCUGGAGACAAGAAAACAGCGACUAUCCACUGACCCGGUAAUUCACUAUGGCGGCAUCGGUUCGGCCAACACAGUAAUGAAAGACUCAACUGUUCGUGAUGAGAUUUCCCGAGAGUUGGAUGUGCUUUGCUUUGAGAUGGAGGCUGCUGGUUUGAUGGAUAUCAUGCCUUGUCUACCUAUUCGUGGUAUCUGCGACUAUUCGGACUCUCACAAAUCAAAAGGGUGGCAGCGAUAUGCUGCUGCGACUGCAGCAGCUUAUGCAUAUGAGUUCUUGGAGCUAUGGAGAGGGGACUCUCAAGUGUCAUUCGCCCGCUGCCAACAGCCAGAUUUUCAGCACACCAUCAUACCUGGACGUCAUGAGGAGAUACUAAAAUCUUUGGACUUUGAACAAAUCGACGCUCGGAAGUUGACCAUUAAAGCUGCACACUCAAAGACUUGCCGUUGGUUUCUCAAGCACCCUGAAUACAUCUCGUGGAUAGACCGACAGCAGAUAUCGGAACACCACGGGUUUCUGUGGAUCAGAGGAAAACCCGGAGCUGGAAAGUCUACUGUCAUGAAGUUCAUCUAUCUGGAGUCCAAGAAAAAGGACUGUAAGCAUCAGAGCCUCACCGCCUCAUUCUUCUUCAACGCCCGUGGAGAGGUAUUGGAAAAGACUGUCUCAGGAAUGUACCGAUCACUACUUUUGCAGCUGUUCCAUGAAUUCCCAGACCUCGAGUGCGUCUUGGAUGACCCGGAGCUUCUGCCUCGAAAUCAGAGUGGUUGCCCACCUUUGAACGCUCUGAAAGACCUCCUCUGUGCCGCAGUUGCCAAGCUCGGCCAACGUUCGUUCAGAUGCUUCAUAGAUGCCCUUGAUGAAUGCGACGAACAGCAAGUCAUGGAUCUAGUUGAAUACUUCGAAGGUUUAGCUGAGCAAUGCUCAGAAGACAAUGUAGAUCUCCGUAUUUGUUUCUCCAGCCGUCACUACCCCUACAUUGAUAUCAAAUUUGGCAUUCGUAUCAUCCUCGAGGAACAAAUGGGACACGCCGGUGAUCUUGAAAGCUACAUCAAGUCUAACCUACGAGUCAAAGACAGGAAACUGCUAGCAGAACUGCAAGAAAAAAUGCUUGAGAAAGCAGCGGGGGUAUUCCUCUGGGUUGUCCUUGUGGUCGACAUAAUGAACAAAGAGAAUUGCCGAGGGCGCCUAGCCAUGAGAAAACGACUUGAACAGGUGCCUAGUGGCUUAAGUGACCUGUUCAAGGACCUGCUGAAAAGAGACAAUAGCAAUGUGGAGGAACUCAAAUUAUCUCUUCUUUGGAUUUUACUCAGCGAAAGACCCCUGAAGCCAGAAGAAUACUAUCACGCGAUCUGGUCAGGGCUGUAUUUAGAGGGGUUAGCGGACCUUGAAAUACCCGAAGUUGACACAGAGGACUCUGAAGACUGCUUUACCCGUUGUGCUAUCAGUUCAUCUAAGGGUUUGGCUGAGAUCAUAAAAGUCAAGCAGCCGAGAGUUCAAUUCAUACACGAGUCUGUUCGCGACUUCCUUAUCAAGGACAAGGGUCUUCACGAGUUAUGGCCAGAGCUUGGACCAGACUGGGAGAGUGUAGGCCAUGAGAGGCUGAAGAUGUGCUGCUAUUCCUACUUCGAAUUUGUUGUCGAGAAAGGAGAGCUCGAAUCUGAAGACUAUGAUGCUUUCAAGAACUGGUUUGCAACGGAGACUAAGGCAUACCCUUUCCUUCAAUAUGCUAGCCAGUUCGUUCUGCAUCACUCUGACCUUGCGGCAAAUACUGUUGACCAGCAACCAUUCCUGGAGAGCUUUCGGCUGUUUUUUUGGAACUGGGUCGUCAACACGUUUGAAAACUUUGAGAGGGCAUUCGUCACUCAUACGGACAAGACUGGAGAGCGAUGCCAAUAUUUACGGCACAAAGCUAGCGUCCUUGUUCUUCUGGGUUUACCAUCCGCGCUUUAUGAAGGGAUGGAUGUAACAGAAGGGCUGUUGCCCAACAUAGAUGCUGGCGGCACCUCCCGAACCCCACUCUCUUGGGCAUGUGAGAACGGCAACUUUGGAAUCGCAAGAGUCCUUGUAGAACGAGACGGCCAAUCCAUAAAUACGGGUGGAGCGGCAUACUCACCGCUGAUGCUUGCGUCGAAAAAUGGUCACUGCGACAUAGCGAGAUGGCUGAUUAGCCACGGCGCAGACGUUAACGAAAGAUACAAGAAAGAAAGUGCCAUUUGGCUUGCAUCAAGCAAUGGCCACGUGGAAGUGGUUGAGCUCCUGCUCGACGCGGGGGCAGAUCAUAAUACAUGCGGCGUCCAUGGCACGCCUAUACUAGGUCUAGCUGCCAUAAAGGGCGAUGAAGAGGUGAUGGAGCUUCUUUGGAAGAGGGGGGCAGAUGUUAAUGCAGGAGACCGUUGGGAACAGACACCUCUUCAUUGUACUGCAGAAAGAGAAGGAACAAGGGCAACAAUGGAAGCACUUCUCAGCUACGGGGCAAGGAUAGAGGGCAGAAAUAAGUGGGGCCAGACACCUCUAUUCGGGGCCGUGCUGGGUGCCUCUGUCGAUGAAAUCGGGUUCUUAAUUACACAAGGAGCGGAUGUAACAGCUCAAGGAAACGAUGGUGAGACCUGUCUCCACCGAGCAAUGAGCAGGAUUUCAGUAUCGUUAGAGAUUGUUCGAUUCCUUCUGGAGAAUGGGGCAAGGGCUGAUACUCGCGACAAAAGUGGCCAAACGUUUCUCCAUACCCUCGCAUGCCAGAGAACAGCCCCCCCUUUUACUGGCGACUUGAUUCAGCUGGUUACUAGCCGCGGAGCCGACAUAAAUGCCAAGGACAAUGAAGGCAACACGCCUUUGCAUCUUAUGUCAAGAGGUAGUCCCGUGGAGGCUCUGGCAACGUUGGCCGACCAGCUGGGUGUGAACCUCAAUGCUCGCAAUCACCUCGGUAAGACGCCAUUGCAUCUUGCAGUUUUGGGUUCUCACCUGCACCAAAUGGGAGAGUUCGCCAUAGGGGCCAUCGACAUACUGAUAAGGAAAGGAGCGGAUAUUAAUUCUCUCGAUAAUGAGUCAAGAACGCCGCUUGAUGACGCAGUGGAAGUAGGUUACGAGUCAGUCAUGCAGUUCCUGAUUGACAACGGAGGAAGGCGAGGCGUUACAUAA